Messenger RNA from Argiope bruennichi, 4034 nucleotides. Its product is annotated as xyloside xylosyltransferase 1-like. The coding region runs from base 1053 to 2132 and encodes 359 amino acids. NCBI's taxonomy places the organism in Eukaryota, Metazoa, Arthropoda, Arachnida, Araneae, Araneidae. Gene Ontology annotation, molecular function: UDP-xylosyltransferase activity. The record is from RefSeq and is a predicted model, not a curated record. The transcript has 2 exons.
AUGGAAAGUUCCUCCUCGCGGUGACACCUGCGAAUGCGUGCGGAUCGAAAAACCGGAUGCGUAUCGCCUUUUCACCCUCCGAAUUGUCAAAGAAAGAAAAUGCUGGUUGCCAACUUCUUUGCAAAAACCGGUCACCAGGAAUUGGAACGGACAAGCGACCCACUUUGGGCGAAGCACGCUUUAGCUGCCAAUCCGACGAGAAUUAUACCGAACAUUAUUAUUUAUUUUUCUAUCAUCUUCAGUCGUCGUAAAUGGCAACGCAAAAAGCAAAAUAUUCUCCUCUCGUAAGCGGAAAAGGACGGAUUCGCGAAUUUUGAAGUUCACAAUUGUUUCUUGACGACUGUCACGUCGAGUUGAAUUGUAAGUAUUAAACGGAUGUACUUAUCUCAUCUGGUCGUGUCAAAUUGUUUUAUGUGCAAAGAUAAUACAAACAGCAAGUAGUGAAUUUUUUGAAGAAACCAAAAAGAUUAAUUAACAAGCUCAUGCUCAAAAUUGAAUGUUUCGUGGGAAAAAAACUACCGUAAAAAGAAGCAAAAGAAAAAAGAAGGAAUAUAUUUUUGUUAGAAGAUCAAGUUAUUAAAGGAAGUGAGAAAUUCUUGUCUGCAUAAUGAGUGUUUUUUAUGGCAAAAAUCUGUUUGAGAAUAAUUUGAGAACAUCAGUAGAAGAUCAUAAACUUGGAUUUAGAUAUCGUUUAUUGUGAUAAAAAAUUUAAUGAAACUCUUUAAGCAUAUUUAUAAAUUUUUAUGUAUUGAAGUUUAGAAAACAAAAUGUAUAUAAAAUACAAAAAUUAUAUGAAACAUCAGAUCCUGUAAAAAAUGAGAACUGCAACUUUAACUUCAAAUAUCACUUCUUAAAUUUUCAUACAUUUAUUAUUAUAAAAAUUAAAAUUCCUCAUAACCGUCAGAAAUUGAUUUCAGAGCAUUUACUUCAAUAGAAGAGAUUCGAUGACAAUUUCUUACUAGAAAGAAAGAAGUAAUCGGAACAUUUCGAUUGGCGAUUAUACAUUUAACAAUGAGAUGACUAACUAAUUCCGAAAAAAAAUAUUUCCCUCGAUGCAGUUUUGCAUGAAUUCCAACUCAUAUUUAGCGAACAAUUCCAUUGGGAAAAUGCGAUCGAAAGUAAGAAAUAUAUUUAUUUCGUUUCUGCUAGUGUCUGCCUUGCUUUUUAAUCUUGCUGUUUUAUACAAGAAGCACUUCAUUCACUGUAGUUCUGAAACUUGUGUUCAACCUAGAGUGAAAUUCACGUUCGACCAGUACAUCCAUGUAGCCUUCUUCGGGAAGUACGCAUACAAGAACAUGAAAAUAGUGCGCGGUAUGGCAAAUACAUAUCAUAGUAUCCUCGAGAACACUCAGUACCCAGUCUACCUUCAUGUCUUGAUUGAUCCCAAUAGUAAGAUGAGGACCUCAAGGACAUUACGAAAAGUUGCGAGAACAUUUCGGAGGAGAUUAAAUGUGACCUACUACGACGUUAACGACAUGGCGGAGCAGAAUCGUGCUGCCAUCUCUCUCAUUCGAAAAUACUUCUUCAGCAAAGACGUGGGAAGGUACAAUGACGACAUCUUCUUCCUGACAGAGGUGUUCCACGAUGCAUUCCCCAAAAGGUUGCGCAAGGUCAUCUUCAUCGACGUCGACCUCAAAUUCCUCUCCGACAUUCGUCUUUUGCACCAAGAAUUCGCCAAGUUCGAGUCGGAAAACGUCAUUGGUAUUGCUCCAGAUCUACAACCCCAAUACAGAAUGGAUUUCGCCAAAUAUAGAAAUGACCAUCCAGGCACAUCGGUCGGUUCCUCCAGACCAGGAAAGCAGGGUUUCAACACGGGGGUGGUUCUCUUCGAUUUAGACAGGAUGAGGAACUCGUCUCUGUAUAACUCUCUUCUCAAUGAUACUGCGCUAGAGAAUUUGUGCAAAAAAUAUCAAUUCGAUGGAUAUUUGGGACAUCAAGAUUUCUACACCUUGACCGGAAUGGAGUAUCCUGAAUUGUAUUAUAAACUGGAUUGCACAUGGAAUAGGCAGCUCGAUGUUGGCUGGAGAAAUGAAGUUGGCAAAGAGUUGUUUGAUAAAUAUCAUCAGUGUGAGGGUAAAAUUCAUGUUAUGCAUGCCAAUGGCGAUGCUCUGCUGAAAGAUACGAAUGUGUGAUAUAUAGAGGAUAAUCAUCCUAUAUGGCAUCAUUGCUCAUGGAAUAGGCAGCUCGAUGUUGGCUGGAGAAAUGAAGUUGGUAGAGUUGCUUGAUAAAUAUCAUCAGUGCGAGGGUAAAAUUCAUGUUAUGCAUGCCAAUGGCGAUACUCUGCUGAAAGAUGCGAAUGUGUGAUAUAUAGAGGAUAAUCACCCUAUAUGGCAUCAUUGCUCAUGGAAUAGGCAGCUCGAUGUUGGCUGGAGAAAUGUAGUUGGUAGAGUUGCUUGAUAAAUAUCAUCAGUGCGAGGGUAAAAUUCAUGUUAUGCAUGCCAAUGGCGAUACUCUGCUGAAAGAUGCGAAUGUGUGAUAUAUAGAGGAUAAUCACCCUAUAUGGCAUCAUUGCUCAUGGAAUAGGCAGCUCGAUGUUGGCUGGAGAAAUGUAGUUGGUAGAGUUGCUUGAUAAAUAUCAUCAGUGCGAGGGUAAAAUUCAUGUUAUGCAUGCCAAUGGCGAUACUCUGCUGAAAGAUGCGAAUGUGUGAUAUAUAGAGGAUAAUCAUCCUAUAUGGCAUCAUUGCUCAUGGAAUAGGCAGCUCGAUGUUGGCUGGAGAAAUGAAGUUGGUAGAGUUGCUUGAUAAAUAUCAUCAGUGUGAGGGUAAAAUUCAUGUUAUGCAUACCAAUGGCGAUGCUCUGCUGAAAGAUGCGAAUGUGUGAUAUAUAGAGGAUAAUCAUCCUAUAUGGCAUCAUUGCUCAUGGAAUAGGCAGCUCGAUGUUGGCUGGAGAAAUGAAGUUGGUAAAAAGUUGCUUGAUAAAUAUCAUCAGUGUGAGGGUAAAAUUCAUGUUAUGCAUGCCAAUGGCGAUACUCUGCUGAAAGACACGAAGUGUGAUAAGUAGAAAUUAUUCAUGCUAUAUGGUAUCAUAAUUGUUUAAAAGUCAAGAGCUUUAAAAAUUUGUGGAAUCGAGUGACGAUUAAAUUUUAUUACAUCCUGUAAAUAUUUUCAUAAACAAUUUUCAAUAUAACCCAUAUAAAACAACCUUUUGCAUAAUGUUAUGCAAUAUUGGGCGAUAUUAUAUCGUAUCAUUUAAUUUUCUACAAUAUUAUAAAACAUUGUAAAUAUUGUUUAAUAUCUGCAAAAUUGUACAAUAUAUGUGUGCUACUAAGAAAGGCAGUUUCAAGUAACAUUCUUUUUUGAACAGUUUUGGGAAGCUUCCAACGAUGUAAUUCCAAUUAGAGAGCUAUUGCCUUAACAAAUAUCCCAGUGUAUAACAAGAAAUGAAAUGAAGAUGGAAAAGCAAUUUAUAAUUCAACAAAGACUUGAUAUCGUGUAGUGAAAAAAAGUUUGUAAACUAAUGUUUAAGCACGCAAAACAGCUUCAUGCAGUUUAUUCUCUAAAGCGAAAGAGAAAUAAAUUGCUGUUCAUUUUCAAGCAAUGUUAAGCUCCCUGAUUAAUUACAGAGGAUCUCAUAUUCACAAUCUUCAUUUUCAAAACAAAUGUUUUGAAUAUAUCAUAUAAAAACAUCACCAUUAGGGCUUCCAUUUAUUAAUGUAUCUUAAAAAAAACCAAGCCUGCUAUUGUGUCCAUUUUUUUCAGUGUAAUUAUAACACAUUUUAAGCAAAGAAGAGCUGUUUUUACAUUUAUGUCAUUUCUUUUAAUGUAGUCGCUUAUCUUUCUGUAAUUUAGAGAUUUUUUUUAAUUCAUUUGAAUUGUAUAUAUAUUUUUAUUUUUUCCUAUUUUAUAUGCGCUAUAGGGUGCUUUAUACACAUUUAUUCUCGCUAAAGCUAUUUUCUUAUACUGUGAUAUAUGUCUGAACAAAGCUGGAGAAUCCUUAUAUUUUAAGAAAAAAGUAUUAUGUUAUUUUUAUCAAAUGAAACGGUGCCAAGAAAUGUCAUAGUCAAUCAGUAUAAUAUUAAUGCUUACUCGCUUUGC